Messenger RNA from Arabis nemorensis, 2013 nucleotides. The record is from the annotation of a GenBank genome assembly. Lineage: Eukaryota; Viridiplantae; Streptophyta; Magnoliopsida; Brassicales; Brassicaceae.
AUGCAAGGGAAUCGCGACGGCUCGUGGUCCUUACGCGCCUCCGCGAACGGUGGAAACGGCAACGGAAACGGUGGUUAUCAUCCUCAAUCGACUCGUGCGUUUUCCAAUUUCAAUUUCCAACGACCCAUCAGAUACAAUUUCCAGACCCAGCACAAUCUCAACUUCCCUCAUCGACAAAUCCCUACCUUCCCUCCUCACCAAUUCGGCGAUGGCGCUAAUGUUUUCCUGAGCGGUGAUAAUGGUGGGUCUCGAACCCUUGGAUCAAAAUCAAAACGCAAUGUAGAAGUUAUGCGAAUUGAUAAGGCCGUCAUCGAGACGCGUAAAUCGCUGGUUGCUUCUGGGGAGAACGUUUCUUCGACUAGAGUGUUUCAAUCGGUUUUAGCACAACUUCAAGCUGAUUCCUUUGUGGUGCAAAUCCAAGAUGUUCCUUCGUUUCGCCAGCUUAUGGCCCUUGAAGGCAAGAUCAAUGCAUUUAUUCACUGCUUCGUUGGUGCUCGAAGAAUCGUUACCCUGCAUGAUUUGGAAGUGGCAAUAUGCCGAAACGAGUUCAUCACUAGUGAGGAGAUAGUGUCAUUUCUUGAUAGCUAUCUCAACGCUUUUGAUACGGACGAUGUUAAGCUCGAUGAAUUCCUGAAUUUUGUUGCUGAGAAAAAAUUUGUUACAAGCAAGGAAAAGCUUGGUGUGCGUAUUCAGAGCUUACGGAUGUAUGUAUCUUUCAUUCAAGAUGCAAAGAGACAAGAAGGCGAAACAUUGAAGAACUUACUGACUGAACUGCAUCAGAAGUAUCACAUCCUCUCAUCAAAGAAACAACGGCAAGAUGAAUCCCUUAUUGUCUCUGAGCAUGCUUACUCGUUUGCGUUACAUCAUAAGGAUUAUUGUGGCAAGCAUACGAGAUUUUAUUCGUCAAGCUCAGAUGACAAUGAUGAUUAUGAGGUCGAAAACGUUAAUAGUUCUGACCAUUUCAAUAGUAGUUGUCCUUAUCCAUCUAUUGUAGAAGAGAUGAAGCAGCUUCCAGGCUCCAAUAAGAAAAGGAAGGCUGAAAGUCGUAAUCAUGAAAAAUCUAAUUCGUCCGAACUGCUUAGAAGAGUCCCCUCUAAAUUACAUAGAGGAUAUGCGAAACAAGUGACACCUAAAUCAGGGGAUGAUUCUGAUUCUAAGCAGGUUUUCAGUGUGAAUGAGGCUGAUUUCACACUCUCUGAAGGGGCUUUGAGAUUGUUCAUUUCGACUUGGAAGGACACAUGUAAAGAGAUAAGCAUGUCAGUGUUUGUCGAGAAUAUAUUGUCUUUUUACAAUUUAGGGGGCUCCGAAGUACAAGUUCCGAUUAAAAGAGCUAAAGCUAUGGCAUCAUUUCCAUUUGUUGGAAUACUACAUGUCGCUAAGGAACUUGUAACAGAGGCUCUUGAGGAACAGAUACCGAGUGAGAUCACCAAUACAAACUUGGUUGCUGGAUAUGAUAAUUGUGCAGGCACAAGUUCACGAGCUAGUAAGCCAAACCCAUUGCGUCCUAUGCCCAUGACGAGUGUCUCAACGUCAAGGAAUCUUGCUCACAAAUGGAAAAAUUCUGUCUCAACUGUUUCAAGCGUAAGAGAUCAGAUUCACACCGGCACACCUUGGGCUGCACAGGCGCAACAGACCUGUAAAAAAGGUGAAGAAAUCGCGUACAGAUACUUUGCUACAAAAUACGGCAAGGAAGCUGUGGUUAGAUGGGUUAAUGAGCAGAGCGAAACCGGGUUACCUUACGACCUAAUAAUCGAAAACCGAGGUGGUAAGAAAGAGUACGUAGAAGUGAAAGCAACGGUAUCUACAGGGAAAGACUAUUUCAAUUUGACAGUGAAAGAAUGGCAAUUUGCAAAUGAGAAAGGUGAGAGUUACGUUAUUGCUCAUGUUUUAUUAGGAAACAGUAAUGCCAUCCUCACACAGCAUAGGAACCUUGUCAAAUUAUGCCAAGAAGGUUAUCUCCGGGUAUUGAUUCUCAUGCCCAACCAGCGGAACGGGGUCAACGUUGCAUUUUAA